This is a messenger RNA of Grammomys surdaster, 3790 nucleotides long. RefSeq names its product CCAAT enhancer binding protein zeta (gene Cebpz). Lineage: Eukaryota; Metazoa; Chordata; Mammalia; Rodentia; Muridae. The transcript is spliced from 16 exons. Gene Ontology annotation, cellular component: nucleus. The record is from RefSeq and is a predicted model, not a curated record. The coding region runs from base 44 to 3190 and encodes 1048 amino acids.
AGUGGAAGUAAGCUACAGGCUGCGCUCGCGUGUCCAGUCCGCAAUGUCGGCGGACCAGGAACCUUUAGAGUUCCUUGCCAAGCAGCCCUGGCGUCCCAAAGAGGUGACAGAAGAUCCAGACGAAGAAGACGAGGAGGCAGAGCAUGGCUUCUCUCUGGAGGAGGUGUUACGCCUCGGAGGCACAAAGCAAGAUUACCUUAUGCUGGCUUCUUUAGACGAAAAUGAGGAAGUGGUGGAUGGAGGCAAAAAGGGAACCAUUGACGACCUUCAACAAGGUGAAUUGGAGGCAUUUAUUCAGAAUCUGAAUUUGGCCAAAUACUCAAAGUCUUUGAUUGAAGAGGAUGAACCAGAUAAAAAAGAAAGUGCCAGCAAAAAGGAAGCAAAACUUCUGAAGGUAGAGAAUAAAAAACAAAAAGCAACAGAAGGAAAAAAGACAUCAGAAAAGAAGGUGAAAAAUAAGACUGUACCAGAGCAGCGUCCUGAGAGCAGCACCGUCUCCAAAGCAAAGAAAGAUAAACAACCUGAUGUGUUUGAGUUUCUAGAGAGACAAACACUGUUACUCAAGCCUGGAGGCAAGUGGUACGACCUGGAGUACAGCAGUGAGCAUUCCUUGGAACCCCAGCCUCCAGAUGUUGUGUCCAAGUACAAAGCCCUGGCCCAGAAGCUGUAUGAGCAGGAAGUCGCCUUAUUCAAGAAUAAAACAAAUAAUCAAAAGGGAGGCUCUUCCACCUGGAUGAAGGCAAUCGUGUCAUCGGGAACACUGGCGGACAGGAUGGCAGCCAUGAUCCUUCUGAUCCAGGAUGAUGCUGUUCACACACUCCAGUUUGUAGAAACCCUCAUGAACCUUGUUAAAAAGAAGGGCAGCAAGCAGCAGUGCCUCAUGGCUUUGGAUACGUUCAAGGAGUUGCUCAUUACAGACCUUCUGCCAGACAGUCGGAAGCUCCGGGUUUUCAGCCAGCAUCCUUUUCACAAGCUGGAAGAGUUGUCCAGUGGCAACAGGGACUCAAGAGAUAGAAGACUGAUCCUGUGGUAUUAUGAACACCAACUGAAACACUUGGUAGCAGAAUUUGUUCAGGUCCUAGAGACUUUAAGUCAUGAUUCCUUGGUAGCCACUAAAACGCGAGCUCUGGUGGCUGCUCAUGAGCUCCUCUGUGACAAGCCUGAGGAGGAAAAGGCUCUUCUUGUUCAGGUGAUAAAUAAGCUGGGAGAUCCUCAGAACAGAGUUGCCACCAAAGCCUCCCAUCUGUUAGAGGUGUUACUUCGGAAGCAUCCCAACAUGAAAGGAGUCGUGUGUGGAGAAGUGGAAAGGCUACUCUUUCGCUCAAAUAUCAGUCCCAAAGCUCAGUAUUAUGCAAUUUGCUUUUUAAACCAAAUGGUCCUCUCCCAUGAAGAAAGUGAGUUGGCUAACAAAUUAAUAACUCUUUAUUUUUGUUUCUUUCGGACUUGUAUCAAGAAAAAAGACAUUGAAUCAAAAAUGCUCAGUGCCAUUUUAACAGGCGUGAACAGAGCAUACCCUUAUUCCCAGAUAGGCGACGACAAAGUGAGGGAGCAGGUGGACACUUUGUUCAAAGUGCUGCAUGUUGUAAAUUUUAAUACUAGUGUGCAGGCUUUAAUGCUACUUUUCCAAGUAAUGAAUUCUCAACAGACAAUAUCUGACCGCUAUUACACAGCUCUGUACAGAAAGAUGUUGGAUCCAGGCUUGAUGACAUGUUCCAAGCAAGCAAUGUUUCUCAACCUGAUCUACAAGUCUUUGAAAGCUGACAUCAUGUUGCGCCGGGUGAAGGCUUUUGUGAAGAGGUUGCUUCAGGUUACCUGCACACAGAUGCCGCCAUUCAUUUGUGGAGCGUUGUAUCUUGUGUCUGAGAUCCUUAAAGCAAAACCAGAUUUAAGAAGCCAACUAGAUGACCAUCCGGAAUCUGAUGAAGAAAACUUCAUUGACGUGGGGGAUGACAGCGACGAUGAAAAGUUUACUGAUGCAGACAAAGAAACAGCAACAGAUGCAGUGAAGGAAGUGGAGGCGAAGGAGACGGAGCCUGGGGGCAGUGCAGAAACCGAGAAACCAAAGGCCGCUUCCUGGGUGCACUUUGACAACCUGAAAGGUGGCAAGCAAAAAAAGACGUAUGAUCCAUUCAGUAGAAACCCUUUAUUCUGCGGAGCUGAAAAUACAAAUCUUUGGGAGCUCAGAAAGCUAUCUGAACAUUUCCACCCUUCUGUGGCCCUUUUUGCAAAGACUAUCCUUGAGGGAAAUUUUAUUCAGUAUUCAGGGGACCCACUGCAGGAUUUCACACUCAUGAGAUUCUUGGAUCGAUUUGUAUACCGAAAUCCAAAGCUACAUAAAGGCAAAGAGAACACCGACAGUGUUGUGAUGCAGCCCAAAAGGAAACACUUCAUGCACAAUGUCCGGGACCUUGCUGUGAAUAGUAAAGAGUUCCUUGCAAAAGAAGAAAGCCAGAUCCCAGUGGACGAAGUGUUUUUCUACAGGUAUUACAAAAAAGUUGCUGUUGUUAAAGAAAAACAGAAACGCAAUGCAGAUGAAGAAAGUAUAGAAGAUGUGGAUGACGAAGAGUUUGAAAAUAUGAUUGACACAUUUGAAGAUGACAACUGCUUCACGCCUGGAAAGGAUGAUAUUGAUUUUGCCAGCAAUAUGAAGAAAACAAAAGAAGCUAAGGACAGCUUGGGAGACUCGGAGAGUAGUGACGACGAGCUUGGUGACCUGGAUGACGACGAAGUUUCUCUGGGAAGUAUGAACGAUGAAGACUUUGAAAUUGAUGAAGAUGGAGGGACAUUCAUGGAUGUAUCAGAUGAUGAAAUUGAAGAUGUUCCAGAAUUUGCUGAAGCCAGCCCCAAAGCCAGUACUAAGAAAAGCAAGAGGAAGAGUGAAAAUGAUUUUGACUUUGCUGGGUCGUUUCAAGGGCAAAAGAAAAAGAAGAAAAGUUUCAAUGACUCCAGCCUAUUUGUCUCUGCUGAGGAGUUUGGCCAUCUGUUGGAUGAAAAUAUGGGCUCCAAGUUUGACACUAUCGGCAUGAACGCCAUGGCUAACAAAGAUAAUGCAAGUUUCAAACAGCUCAAGUGGGAAGCAGAGCGAGAUGACUGGCUGCACAACAGAGAUGUGAAGAGUAUCAUCAAGAAGAAGAAACAGUUCAGGAAGAAGAUGAAAGCCACGCAGAAACCCAAAAGGCAAAGGAAGUGACAGCUUCAAAGGGAUAAUAAACUAGGAUUAUACUUACCCUUAACUUUUGCUUUCCAACCAUUUCUGCUGAUCUUUCUCUCUAAUGCCAUGCAUUCCAGACUGUUCCAUGGAUUUGUAAUAAACUGUGGAAACACGGUGCCGUCAUGUAUGAAAUUAUGCAAAAGUUAAACUUUCAGUGAAAAAGUUCUUCAUGUUGCUACAUAACAAUGAAAGGGACAGCAGGGCUGUCCAUGCGUGAGCUGUGACCACUAUCCUAACCACUGUGAUGAGCCGCUUGUCAGGGUGCCGGGUGCCAUGCUUAGGCUAAGUACAUGAUGUCACUGUGGUCAACUCUUAACUGUCAAGGAAGGCAUUGGCCCUUCCCCAGAGAAAGCAGCAUCUGAGAACAUAGUACACCUGAGGAAAACAGUCUUUUAUAGCAGUAACUGUGAUUUGGGCCAUCCUCACCUUAGGUCACACUCUGGAAUCUAUGUUCUUAACCACUGAAAGAAUUAAAGCUCCAGCUUGCAGGGUGGAUAGAACUCAGUGAUAGAACUUUUGCCCAGUGUUUAUAUGCCUAAAGGUUGUUCAAUAAAAAAGGUAAUAAGAAUUAAAACAAGA